AUGUCCGAUUUACACAAGGCGCUUUUGCUGAGAGUAAAGAAAAGAGAAACUGAACUUGGACUUCUGCUGUUGGAUGAAGAGCCUGUGAGUGAUGAUCCAAAAACUAAAGUCAAAGAAGACACCAGUCAAAUUGAUGAGGAGAUAGUGGAGGAGUACGAACAAUUCAAAUCUGAUUUCUUUGUCAACGAGGAUUAUACUCAUGGACUGUCAACAUUCAACACCUAUUUUAUGAAGUCUAAGAAACCGGGGCCAGUGUUGGUCUGUGGCCAUGGUGCCGGCUCAUCAUCAAUGACAUUUGCCGAAUUGUGCCGGAAUAUCACCGAUGAAACCAUUAGUGUGUUUUUAUACGAUAUGAGGGGUCAUGGUGGUUCACACGGGGAGCUUGAUUUCUCACUAGAUACACUCGUUGAGGAUUUCCAUUUCGUUUUGGAGGAGUUUGUAUCAAGACAUAAUCCACAGGGCAUAUUUUUGUUGGGACAUUCAUUGGGAGGGGCAAUUUUUGCAAAAUAUGUGCACAAUCACCCACAAGAACUCGUGAAAGGUUUGAUACUUUUGGAUAUCGUUGAGGAAACCGCCGUCACUUCUUUAACCGUCAUGCCAUUUUUUCUUGAAAAAUUACCCAAGUCAUUUCCGUCACUAUCAAAAGCUAUUGAUUGGCAUAUGAAUUUCCUCCUUUUUAAUGAGAAAUCGGCUAGAUUGAGCUUGCCGGAUAUAUUCAAUUUGAAUACAAUGACAUGGAAAACGGAUUUGAAGCAGACAGAGCCCUAUUGGAACACCUGGUUCAAUGGCUUGUCCAAUAAUUUCGUAAACUUUCCCAAGGCUAAACUUUUAAUAUUAGCGGCUCAUGAAACGUUAGAUAAGGAGCUUAUUAUAGGCCAAAUGCAAGGAAAGUACGAGUUAGUCGUGUUCAACAAUAGUCAAAAAAGUGGUCAUUUUGUGCAUGAGGAUUUGCCAAAACAUGUUGCUAUUCGUGUGGAAGAGUUUGUGUGCAAGGUGUUUGCCCCUGAAAGGUAUAUAAAAGAUCAUCUAGGGGUUACUCCAAGAUGGGGAGGUAAAGUUACAUAA
Lodderomyces parapsilosis is the source of this 1065-nucleotide messenger RNA. It is a transcript of the gene PPE1, whose product is annotated as carboxylesterase-mitochondrial 37S ribosomal protein YmS2. The record is from RefSeq and is a predicted model, not a curated record. The coding region runs from base 1 to 1065 and encodes 354 amino acids. Gene Ontology annotation, molecular function: protein methylesterase activity. The transcript has a single exon. Lineage: Eukaryota; Fungi; Ascomycota; Pichiomycetes; Serinales; Debaryomycetaceae. Gene Ontology annotation, biological process: protein demethylation.